Anneissia japonica is the source of this 4322-nucleotide messenger RNA. RefSeq names its product neuronal-specific septin-3-like. Gene Ontology annotation, molecular function: molecular adaptor activity; GTP binding; GTPase activity. Gene Ontology annotation, cellular component: septin ring; cell division site; microtubule cytoskeleton. The coding region runs from base 328 to 1323 and encodes 331 amino acids. Gene Ontology annotation, biological process: cytoskeleton-dependent cytokinesis. The record is from RefSeq and is a predicted model, not a curated record. The transcript is spliced from 10 exons. NCBI's taxonomy places the organism in Eukaryota, Metazoa, Echinodermata, Crinoidea, Comatulida, Comatulidae.
AACACUUACAGUAGAUCACCUGUUUUAUUCACUAUUGGAAAAUCCAAUAAUUAAAAUCAUUUGUUGGUGUGUGUGCUCAGCUUGAAAACAAUUUUUUUUUCAAAAGAAGGCAAGUUGAAGUUCUACGAAGCACUGACCGUUCUAAAGGCAUCGUUUCUGGAAGCUGACCAGGAGAAAAAGGGUGUCAUUGAUGUGAAGCUUGUACCACAACUAAUUCGCAAACUACUCGGUAUCCAGCCGGUUUUAUUCAACAAUAAUAACAUUGCGCUUCACAUAUACCGGAACGACAAGAACGGUGUUUUGAAAUUUGUGGAUUUUGUAUCAAUCAUGUCAGAGACGAUGGCUCAGACGACAGAAUGGGGCGCCCUCAAAACAGAUGUAACUGGCUAUGUAGGAAUUGACACAAUCCAAGAGCAAAUCAGACGAAAGGCACUAAAACGAGGAUUUGAAUUUAAUAUUAUGAUGGUUGGGGCAAGUGGUUUGGGUAAAUCUACAUUAGUGAACACACUCUUCAAAGCCAAGAUUGCGAGACGUUCAUGCUUACCUGAAUCUAACAAAGAACCAAUCAUUCCAAAGACAGUAGAAGUUAAGGCGAUAAGUCACGUAAUUGAAGAGAAAGGUGUAAGGUUGAAGUUAACCGUCACCGACACACCUGGAUUCGGUGAUCACAUUAAUAAUGAAAACUGUUGGCUUCCAAUAAUAGAGUACAUCAAUGAUCAAUACGAGAAGUAUUUGUCGGAAGAAAUUAACACAAGUCGAAAGAAACACAUUCCAGAUACCAGAGUACAUUGCUGUCUCUACUUCAUUGCACCUACUGGACACAGUUUGAAACCAUUGGAUGUAGAGUUUAUGAAACGACUUGACAAAAUUGUGAACAUUGUACCAGUAAUAGCCAAGUCUGACACUCUAACAGUUGAAGAGAGGGAGGCUUUCAAAAAAAGAAUAAGAGAUGAGCUGUCUUCGCAGGAAGUUAGCACUUACCCAAUGAAGGACCUGGAUGUAGAUGCAGAGGACUCAGCCAUCAAUGCUGCCCUCAGGGAAAAAAUGCCAUUUGCUGUUGUAGGAAGUGACAAGGCACAUAAAGUGGAAGGCAAGGAUGUCCUUGGCAGGAAAACAAAUUGGGGUCUUAUUGAAGUUGAGAAUCGAAAUCAUUGCGAGUUUGCAGAUUUAAGGGACAUGUUGGUCAGAACUCACCUGCAGGACUUAAAAGAGGUGACGCAUAGCAUACACUACGAGAACUUCCGCUUUGACAGACUACAAGCCAGAAAAAACUUUGAGAAGGGUGACGCAAAGAACAAAAAAAUUGACGAAAGCACUUGUUAAAGAGACUACUACGGUAAUAAGUACAGUAUAUACUUAAUUCAUAUGCGAGUUAAAUAUCUUUGUUCUUUUCUAGUAAAAAUUGUCCAUUUAUUCAUCCGGCCUGUUUCCUGCCAUCUGUGUUAGAAAUUGUCUCUAUGAUAAGAAUUGUUUUGAGGAAGUUUAUCAUGAUGAAAUUUAGAAUUUGAAAUGUUUCUGAAAAAUGUAUUUAUUCAUUUGCAAUUUACAAGCUCUGCUCCAAUCUUCCAUUUCAGUACAUCCUUUAGAUGCAGAAAUUAAACACAUCCACAGUGUUUUUAUCAAUAAUAAAAGCAGUUAUACUGCCUUUAUGAUGAAUUAUAUUAAUAAUAAUCAUAUGCUUGGUAUAGUGCCCUAUUGUCCAGCAUUAGGAUUGUUCCACCACACUUUCUCCGCAAGAAAAGUAUCGAGUUGUAGAUUUAGUUUCACUAGAUGUAGGCCAGGUAAAAGGACAAUGUAUAAAGUUCUGUCCAGACUAUCAAAUUUUCUUUGACAAAGAACAAUUUUAUGCUCAUAUAUAGUCAUGAUGUGCCUAUAUAUGGUCACGUUUUUGUCAAAUCAUCAUCUGUUUUCUGCCUACUGGCAGGUUCUCCAAUUUUUUCUGUCAUAUGACCUAUUUUUCAUGAUGGCUUAACUUUUAUUUGUUUCCUUCAGGUCAUCUAACAACCACCUCAAGGUUGCUUUCCUUCUACUGUUUCUUCAAUAAUAUCUCUCAAAAGAAAAAAUAAUCUCCUCUAAGUAUAUCAUCAGCACAAAGAAACACAAACUUUGAUUCCAACCAAAAGAUUGUUCAAAGAAAAAUGCAUUUGAAGUGAACUACUUCACAAAACUGUAAAUUUCACUAUUAAGAUAUCAAAAUUUCAAAUAUUUUGUUACAUUUGGUUAAAGAUAAAGCAUAAAACAAUUCAAAUGUUCAAUUUAUUUUUCUUUUCUUAACUUUAAUUAACCUGUUAAUUAGCAUGAAAUGUUUGUAUCUUGUUUGUGAUUAUAGGCCUGCAAACUAGGCUUAUCCUGUUUAAACCAUUAUUUUUUCUAAUAGUUCCAUCCUAUUUUAAGAAGGGUAUGCCUAGGAAAGUUAUGGAAUCUAAUCUUUACGUCUAGCCUAACCCCAGCCAUGCCUUAUCUAGCCGAUCACAACGAUUGCAAUGCCACCAUGCAUCUUCUGAAAGCCCACUGAAAAUUUAUAUCCGUUCAUGAAAACAAAAAAAUGGCUAAUUAGUCUAAUUAAGUAAAUACUAAUUUAGUUGCACUCUUAACAAUUAUGUGAAAAGGUAGAGUUCAAUGUACAUAAUAAACAUAUCAAAGAAAAUGUUUUUUAAAUAUGAUUUUUUAAGCUUGUGUGUCUUUGUGGUGUCGGUGACGAUACCCUCAAUCCAUUUCUUCUUUCUAUCUUUUACCAUAGCUAAAAUGUUCGUUAGUUUCUCUAGUACUUGUUCAUGUCCACAUUGCUAAAGCUUUCAGUCUGUCUAUUUCAUUUUUUCUCAAAUAUAGUUUGAUAAUCUGGGCAGGUCUUGUGAAUGCACAUUGAGUGACAGAUAUGUGAUUUGCAUCAUGAUGUCGUUAUCACACCCAUAUAUGGGCCAAUUACUUAUAAAUAAUGUCCACUGAGGUUAACAUACUUAUCUGAUACUUGAUAUGAAGUUAUCUAGCUGUGGGGAUUCCUGCUUCAAAACAAAUCAAGUUAAUGCGAUGUCAUUUGACAUCUGAUACAAUAUACCUAUCCCAAACUGUGCGCUAAUGGUCCAUUAGUAUAAAGAAUAUGACUUUAUUAGUUGUUUAUGGUGAACAGUUUACAGCAGAGAUAGAUAUUUUGGCAUUGUUAAGUAUAAAAAAGUGCCUCUCCUUAAGACCAAUAAAAUUGGAUUUACUGGAAUUAUACAACAUUAAAUAUAAAAAUAUGCUUCCAUUAUAAACCUCUUUGAUUUAUAUUAUUACUGUAUUUUUUAUUUUAAUGAUAAUAACAAUCAGAUGAAGAUUGUAACUAUUAUUAUAAUUUUAAGAAUUUUGGAUUUUCAAUCAAAAGUGGUAUGAACUGGACAGAUAUUUUUAAAACAAUUUAUAUGAAAAUUAUAAUCAUUUAGAAAUGAUUGAAAUAUUGAGAAUUAUAGCAUGUUGUUACAUAUGGCAAUUAAUUUUGAGUGAACAGGUAGUGAAGGUGUUUGUAAUAUGUAACUAUGCAGACCAAAUUUUGUAUCCCUCUAUGUAUUAAAUAUUAUAUACACUAUUUCAUUUUAUAUUUAAACCUGUUUUAUAUCUAUUCUCAUUUACGCCCUUUUUUGUUAUUUAUUAUAUAUAAAAAUAUUUUGUAAUCAAAAUUAUUGAUAAUAUACUUAACAUGAGUACAGCCAUAGAUAUAGAAUAUUUUUCUUUUUUUCAUAUUUGUUGUCAAUUUUUGUAUUGUAUUAUCUCCAAUGCAUGCACAAGUUAAUUUUUAAAAAUAUAUAUUGACUGUAUUGAGUCAAUGAACUUAAAAAUAAAAUAUAAAAAUUUCUUAGGUUGUUUAAGUAAGUUGUUCACUUUUAAGUGAAAAUUGUAAAAAGAAAAUAAUUUCCUACUUUUUCACAGUACAUUUAUUUUUUUUCUUGGUAAUCAAUUUAACAUUUUUUAUUAUGUAAAAAGGCAGUGGCUAUUGUUACACCAGUAUUAAUCCAAUUUUUAAUUAUGAUUGGAUUUUUGGACAAUCAGAAUCAAGAAUUGAUUUCAGACUACAGUAACAACCAGGGGUGGCACCAGCCACAUUGACAAUCAGGAAAUAAUGGCUCCUUGAUAAUCUGUUUUUUCUAUAAGUUCCCCAGAACUUGACUAUAAUUGCAUAUUAAUAAUCAUUUGAAAUAAUUAAGCAUUUCAAUAUAUAGCUGACUCUUCGGAGUUACAAUAAUUUACUGUAUUUGCUUUAGCUGUCCCUGACCAUCGUUUUUGUUGUUUCUUGUUAUUGUGUUUUUUAAUGUCUAUAUGGUCAAAUAAAUAAAUGAAAAUGAAAUGAA